ACUGCUUAUUUGGCUUCGGUGUGAAGAGUAUAAACGACCGACAUUUUUCUCAUCUUACGAAUCAUGGCUGCUCUUUCCCCUCCUGAUCACGAUGCUUGCAAUCUCAAGAAGACACGAAGGAACUAUGAAGGAAGAAGGAGCGGAGGCAACUGGGCAAUGGUCAUCCAUUUCAGGCGGAACCUCUUCUCGUUAGUGAUCGUUGUGGCUCUUUUCAUGUCCGUGGUUGACGGCCAAUAUGAUUUUCCGCAGGAAGGACCGCCUCCGCCCCCUCCGGAUUGGUCUGCUCCGCCGCCUGAGGAAUAUGUACCGCCUCCCCAGCCUCCGGAUUGGUCUGCUCCGCCACCUGAGGAAUAUGUACUGCCUCCCCAGCCUUCGGAUUGGCCUUUUCCAUCGCCUGAGGAAUAUGUACCGCCUCCCCCGCCUCCGGAUUGGCCUUUUCGGUCGCCUGAGCAAUAUGUACUGCCUCCCCCACCUUCACCACCAGACCCCCCAGUCCACCUCGGCACCAUAGUAGGCUCCGUCGUAGGCGCUGUUCCAGUGAUUGCAUUAAUCGGAGUCGCCGUCAUGUUAAAGUACAAGCAGAAGAUAGCAGAAGGAGAUCAAGAGCAACCAGCUCCAGCAGCGCCAGCAAAUGUAGGCAACCGAAGUGCUGUAGAAGAAACAACUUCACCGGCUAAAGAAUCAGGAAGCCAUGCAACUAGCGAAGUGUCAAGUAAUAGAACAACCGACGGAACGAUGCUAGUGGCUGCAGCUGAAUGUCACUUUACCGACAGUCGUAUCCGGAGCAUUACCAAAAACUUAGGUCUGGUCAUCUAG
Molecule: messenger RNA, 816 nt
Organism: Nymphaea colorata (pocket water lily)
Lineage: Eukaryota; Viridiplantae; Streptophyta; Magnoliopsida; Nymphaeales; Nymphaeaceae
Product: classical arabinogalactan protein 9-like
Exons: 4
Coding region: 64-816 (250 amino acids)
Source: RefSeq, a predicted model, not a curated record